Molecule: messenger RNA, 1098 nt
Organism: Chironomus riparius
Lineage: Eukaryota; Metazoa; Arthropoda; Insecta; Diptera; Chironomidae
Source: the annotation of a GenBank genome assembly
AUGAAAUUUGCAGCCUUGAUUAGCAAAUGCAAUGGAGGAGUUAAAGCACUAAAUGAAACUAUAGAUGCUGAAAAGUUGUCACGAGAAAAGAGGUAUUUGGUGUUUCCACCAACAACUUCUGAAAGUGUCCUGAAAUUAGUCACAAGCUAUUUGGGUCCUAUUGAUACUCCACUUUCGCAACAAGUUAACUGCUUCAGAAAUUUUCAAUAUCAAUACGGCUUGCCAUCUCAUUGGUAUUCCAAUUUUCCAGUCUUUCCUAACCUUUUCAAAAGGCGUUCCGAAAGUGGCAGAGCAUUUGAUGGUGACAGUAAUGAAGUCCAAUUGAAGCCUGACUCAUCAAGAAAAAUCGCAUAUGAGAUUGUAGAAGAAAUGCUGAACAAGGAGCAUAAAAAUGGGCGAGAAUGUGUUCUUCAUACCAUCUGCCAAGUAGCGGAAACGCCAUUAAGUCAUAAUGGCUUCAUCGGAGAAUUGCUGCAAAUCUUUUUUACACCAGGCGAACAUGAAAUUAUCGAUGAUGAUUAUCGUUAUGCUAUGAAAGCUGGCUUGCAUCAUGUCGACUGUGAUAAAAUCUAUCCGGAUUGUCCACUUGAGCAUAGAAUUUUAGACUCUUCUGUGAUUCAUUAUUUUGUGUGUGCUGUCCUCAUCGGCAAUUGCUAUGGUGGAAUUCAGGAAUUUAAGGAAUUAAAUAAAACAAUUGCUGAUGAUGUCUUGUCACGUGAAAAAAGAUUUUUGGUUUUUCCUCCAACCACUGGAACCAGUGUUCUUAAAUACGUGGCUGGAUUCUUAGGUCCAAUUGAUAUCCCAGACUGGCAGCAAAUUAACUGUUUAAGAAACGUUCAAUGGCAAUAUGGAUUGCCUGCCAACUGGUACACGGAAACGCCAUUAAGCCAUAAUGGCUUCAUCGGAGAAUUACUGCAAAUCUUUUUUACACCAGGCGAGCAUGAAAUUAUUGAUGAUGAUUAUCGGUAUGCAAUGAAAGCUGGCUUGCAUCAUGUUGACUGUGAUAAAAUCUAUCCGGACUGCCCAUUUGGACAUAGAAUUUUAGACUCGUUCUCAAUCAUUCAAAACUUUCACUUUGACAAUGUUCUCAAUUUUUAA